AUGGACCCGCGGUCUGCUCUGAAGUCAAAAGCAAAGCCGACGGAGCCACCUGCACCUUGGCUGGAUGCGCAGCGGACCUCAGAGCAGCAGCCGGCUGAGAUGCUUCAGACUGCUCUGCAGGCGAAAGCACAGCCGACGGAGCCAGCUGCACGGCUGGAUGCGCAGCGGACCUCAGAGCAGCAGCCGGCUGAGAUGCUUCAGACUGAGGUGGAGCUUCAGGGUGAGGUGGAGCUUCAGGGUGACGUGGAGCAGGGUGACGUGGAGCAGGGUGAGGUGGAGCAGGGUGAGGCGGAGCCCCGGACAUGUUUUGGAUUUUUCGUUUGA
Molecule: messenger RNA, 324 nt
Organism: Symbiodinium natans
Lineage: Eukaryota; Dinophyceae; Suessiales; Symbiodiniaceae
Source: the annotation of a GenBank genome assembly